Molecule: messenger RNA, 669 nt
Organism: Capsaspora owczarzaki ATCC 30864
Lineage: Eukaryota; Filasterea; Ministeriida; Capsasporidae
Product: CCR4-NOT transcription complex
Exons: 2
Coding region: 1-669 (222 amino acids)
Cellular component (GO): CCR4-NOT core complex; P-body; CCR4-NOT complex
Molecular function (GO): nucleic acid binding; poly(A)-specific ribonuclease activity
Source: RefSeq, a predicted model, not a curated record
AUGCGGUUUGAAGCCGACGGCAUUGAUGUCCACCACUUUGCCGAGUUGCUCAUUCCCUCUGGCAUCGUGCUGAACGAUCAAAUCAAAUGGAUUUCCUUCCACAGUGGAUACGACUUUGCAUACUUGCUCAAGGUUCUAACGUGCACCGCGCUGCCAACGGAAGAAUCAGACUUUUUCUCCUUGUUGUACUUGUACUUCCCCUGCAUUUAUGACAUCAAGUUCAUGAUGCGAAGCUGCAAGCACUUGAAGGGCGGCCUGCAAGACGUCAGCGACGACCUGGAGGUGGAGCGAUACGGCCCUCAACACCAAGCGGGCAGCGACAGCAUGCUGACCGCGUUCGCCUUCUUCAAGAUGCGACAGCUCUUCUUUGAGGACAACAUUGACGACUCCAAGUUCCAAGGCCACAUUUACGGUCUCGGCACAUCCUACCUCAGCAAGUUGGAAGGGCCAGCAUCAAGCGCCACCACGCCCGCCACCAGCGGAGCCCCAUACUCACCUUCAACCACCCCUGGAGCAGGCAGCAACGGCACCUACGCCGCCAGCAGUGCUCUCGGCACACCACCCAGCAACUACGGCCUCAACGGCGGUGCCAAGCCGUUCAGUAACGCCGUCCCUCAGUCUCCAAGCACGGUCAUGGCCAACAAUGUCGUGAAUGCACGAAAGUACUAA